AUGAAAGCAUGGUUUGGGCUCAAUGCGAGCCUACGGCGAUUGGUCAAAAAUUGGGCUGUAUUUUCUGCUGCUGCAGUGGCUAUGUUGGAGAUGGGUGGAGUCGAUGAGCUUUGGGGCCAAGAAGAGGUCGAUGAUCCAGAAGCUCAUCCUGAGGAGGGUCCUGCUGAGGCACCCGCACCGCCCCAGCAACCCAAGUUCACGAAAAGCCAGCUAUACAAAGCUUACGCAGGGAAAGGACCGACGAAGAUGGUGGCCGAGUUUCUUUUCGACCUGUCUCUUCGCAAGCAUGCGAUCAUCAUUGUGCAGUGCGCGCAGCCUUUGGAGGACCUCUACGACAAGGAUUUGAAAGCGCAAGCAUCAGGGCUAGAAGACAUGAUCCGAUGGGCAGUGGCAAGGUCAUCUGGAGCUUGGUAUCUGACUGCAAUUGACAUGUUGGCCAAAGCCAAGGAAGAAGUGGAGCUACUGGAGAUCGCAUUCCGCUAUUCUGCAUGUUUGGCAUCAAAUUUGGUAUGGCGAAUGAUGAUUCACCGCUUUGCGCUGCCAGGGGCUGCUGUGCCUCUCCUGGCUCGUGACCCGGGAAAACGUAAGGAGGCAAUGCAAUUCUUGAAGCGGAUCAUCGAUGCUGAGGAUGUCCCUGGAUGCGAAAUCCCGGGCUGUCCCGCGGACAUUCUCUCCCAGAAGGUGCGGAAUGCCGGGUAUCAAGCGAACCACAGAUCAGCAGCAGCUUUGGCCUUUAUUCUGGCGGACUACGAGAACAACUUUUCGAAUGCACGUCAAGCAGAACUAGGUUUUCUGUUCCAAGCUGGCUCAAUCUUCCGGCACAGAACGAAGCAGUGUGCUCGUCUUGGGAACAGAAUGGCGGUUUGGUGCCUUUGGUUUGCCAAAUUCAGAAUUGAGGAGUACAUCCUGGGCUUCAAAUUGGAUUCUUUCAAAGAGUCUGAGGAGCUGCCUGCUCCGGAGUUCCUCUUCAAUUACACACUGGAUGAUCAAGUCUGCAACUGGAAGGCUGUGACCACCAGGAUACUCCCGCCCAGUUGCCUGCCCCAGGAGCUUCAAUCUCUGACUUCCUUCGCCCACGAAGUCACUGGAACCAUGGGCUUGAUUCCGGCGGCGAUCUAUGCGGGAGCCUUCUUGACUGUGGCCCAAUGCUGGCAGAUCGUCCGCAUUUGUAAUUGCAAGGUGCCGGCUAAGGGCGCUGGCUCUGGAGCCGGGGGCAAUUUGGUAAAGGUUGACGUUGCAAGGAGCUUGAUAGAGCAUUUUUGGGCCAACGAAUCAGCACCCAAGAAGGAAGAGAUGCUCUCAGGAAUUAUGGGCAAGGUGCGCUUGAAGGACCCGACGAUACUAUCAAUCCUCAAAGAGUUGGAUCCAGAGAAUGCACAGGACAAAGACUUCCUCAAAAUGAAAAAAAGUUGCUCGUGA
Durusdinium trenchii is the source of this 1419-nucleotide messenger RNA. The record is from the annotation of a GenBank genome assembly. NCBI's taxonomy places the organism in Eukaryota, Dinophyceae, Suessiales, Symbiodiniaceae.